Messenger RNA from Patiria miniata (bat star), 966 nucleotides. RefSeq names its product phospholipase A2 AP-PLA2-I-like. The transcript is spliced from 3 exons. NCBI's taxonomy places the organism in Eukaryota, Metazoa, Echinodermata, Asteroidea, Valvatida, Asterinidae. Gene Ontology annotation, biological process: lipid catabolic process; phospholipid metabolic process; arachidonate secretion. The coding region runs from base 15 to 410 and encodes 131 amino acids. The record is from RefSeq and is a predicted model, not a curated record. Gene Ontology annotation, molecular function: phospholipid binding; calcium ion binding.
UUCAGUUUGGCAAUAUGAUUCUGUGCCUUGUGGAUCUGGGUGUCUGGGAUGGGCUAGAAUACAACGGUUAUGGCUGUUACUGUGGCAAAGGAGGCUAUGGCACAGCGCUGGAUGCUACCGACCAAUGCUGUGUAGAACACGAUAACUGCUACGGUAGAGCUCCAGUGGAGGGCGGAUGCAAUACCUUGGAUACCUACCUGAUCGACUACGACUACGAAAAAACCACUGACGCUAAUGGCAACUGUGCCAUCAAAUGCAAGGCAGAAGCCGACUACGGGUUUUUCUCCAUCAAUUCCCAAUGCAAAGCCUUCAUGUGUGAAUGUGACCGCAAGGGGGCGGAGUGCUUCGCCGCCAAGCGGGGCUCGUUUAACCCCGACUAUGUCAACUAUGACAAGAACGGUAAAUGCUGAGCAUGUAGGCCUACUCCCGAGGUUGGUCCGAACACAGCGAUUUCAAAUCCAGAGAUACCCUUUUAGGGAUUAAUUCCUCAGUAAUAAUUUAUUCUUUAAACCUAGUUAUCAAAAAAUGGUAAAAGGGUCUAUAAAAAUUCAAUUUCGGCCUAUAGGCUGAAUAUUAAUUUGCAUGAUUAUUAUUAAUUUGCAAUUCAGAAAGUUUGAUUAACCAAUACAAAUAUUUGUAUCAAAAAAGAUGAGCAGGAUUUCUUUUGCAUCUGCUUUAGCACAGAAUGUCAGAGUACAGACUAGAUACUCAGGCUUAAUUGUUUUGACAAUAUACAGUCAGCCAUUUUGUUUGUAAUUGCAACGAACUGUAAGGAUAACUACAAUUUCCGCUCAAGUAUUUCACUGAGAAUGUAACAAAAACAAGUUUCAAAAGUGAGCACUAAAAGGGGCCCUUUUAACAAUGAUGCUCAUGUGCUUUUUGGUCAUUCAACUACAAUAUUUCUUGUAAAAUGAGGCUAAAAUAAAUACGGAUUAAAUACAGAUCGACUUUUAAUCGGAUCACAAU